AUGCGAACAACAGGAAUAGCCCUAAGCUUCUCAACUGGAGAAUAUGCGUGUCCAAGCCAAUCCAAACACGCCAAAAAUGUAUCUGUAGCUCUGAACGAUACCUGUAGAAUCAUAACGGGAUGUCUUAGACCAACGCCUACAAACAAGCUAUACCUUCUAGCAGGCAUAGCUCCACCUGAAAUUAGAAGACGAGUAACCACCGAUAUAGAAAAAACCAAACAGAUAAAGGACGAAAGACAUCCUAUGUUCGGACAUGAAAUCGCGAAUACAAGACUUAAAUCCCGAAAAAGCUUUAUGCAAACGGCAAAAGAACUGCACGAAUCCCCCCCCCCCCAAAAGCUAGAUUGCAAAGGUGGCAAGAUGAGCUACAACCGGAAGAACUGA
Molecule: messenger RNA, 384 nt
Organism: Macrosiphum euphorbiae (potato aphid)
Lineage: Eukaryota; Metazoa; Arthropoda; Insecta; Hemiptera; Aphididae
Source: the annotation of a GenBank genome assembly